AUGUCGUCUACGCUGCCGCGUGCAGCGCCGAUCCAUGCGCUUUCGCUCUACGUCUGCCUGGCCUAUCUCGCCACUGGCGUGGCCGCACAGACGGGCACUCAGACCACCGGAGGGCCUAACACAAGCUUGGCGAUGAUCAUCCUCUACGCCAUCACCGGCUGUGUAUCCGCCUUGUUUUGUGUGGUCAUCGUCUCCGGGGCUAUACGGGCCAUCCGCCACCCUGAGCGGUACGGGCCCCGCACGGGGGAGGCAGGCUUUGACGGAGCCACAGCACAGAGCCGUGCCCGCGGGCUUACCCGCGCGAUCCUCGACACCUUCCCUGUUGUCAAGUUCGGAGUUGACCCUGCCACUGGUGAGGCUCCCCGUCCGAAGGACAUCGAGAACCCGGACGAGGAGUCGUACGAGCUGGAGGUCCAUGCUCAUUCAACGUCCAGCAAGGACGGACACGCGGAGACGCAGACAAUAGAGGUCGUGAGCAGUGCAUUGGCCGAUGGGCGGGGGGCGAGUACAAACGGGGACGAGGCGGAUGGGGAUAAGGAGGAAUUUGAUGUGACCGAUGCUCGGCCGACAGCGGGGCAGAAUGGCGAGGACUCGUUCGGCGCGGGCUCAUCAAAACUGGACGCGGAACCCGUAGUGCGACCGCGCAUGCGCCCAGGUCGCUCGCAGACCGGGCCUCACGGCGAUGCAGGUGGCAACGGCGGCACCGUUGUGAAGGAAGUCGUCCCUGAUGCGAUUGGUACGGAAACAUGCCCGAUAUGCAUCCUCGACUUUGAGGAGGGCGACGACCUGCGUAUUCUUCCCUGCGAGGGGCACCACCGCUUCCACCGUGACUGUGUAGACCAGUGGCUGCUUGAGCUCUCCAGCAGCUGUCCAAUAUGUCGACAAGACUUCCACGCUCUAGAGAUGAUGAUGGCCGGCGAAGACGACCGUCUUGAGCCACCUCGCAUGCCUGCGGCGGCACGCCCGCUCUCAACCGCUGCUGCCCGCUUCUCGCGAUACCUCCGCUCCGCACGGCGGCGACACGACCGCCAUCGCGAAGAUGGGAGCGGUUUCGACAUCACUGACCCACCGAUGCCUCUUGCGCCCGAGGGACGGUAUUGA
This is a messenger RNA of Postia placenta MAD-698-R-SB12, 1101 nucleotides long. RefSeq lists its product as hypothetical. Gene Ontology annotation, molecular function: ubiquitin protein ligase activity. The transcript has 4 exons. Lineage: Eukaryota; Fungi; Basidiomycota; Agaricomycetes; Polyporales; Adustoporiaceae. Gene Ontology annotation, biological process: ubiquitin-dependent protein catabolic process. The coding region runs from base 1 to 1101 and encodes 366 amino acids. The record is from RefSeq and is a predicted model, not a curated record.